This is a messenger RNA of Linum tenue, 347 nucleotides long. The record is from the annotation of a GenBank genome assembly. NCBI's taxonomy places the organism in Eukaryota, Viridiplantae, Streptophyta, Magnoliopsida, Malpighiales, Linaceae.
UCGUCGUGAGGUUUACAGCAAAAAUAGAACGAGACAAAUUAAAGAGACUCGACGAGCCGAAUCUGAUUAUGGAAGUCCUCGCGAGACGUGUUUGGCCGAAUCUGAUGAAGUCGUUGGAUUUGUUUUGACGUCAUCGUCGGGUUCACCGUAAUGGAGUGAGCCAUAGAGAUGGGAUGAGCGAAUCUGACAGUGGCACCGCAGACGGAGAGGGCAAGAAUAUCCAGAGAGAGACCAACAAAGAGAGUCACGCAGACCUAUAUCAAAAUCAGCCGGACGGUCGACUCGGCAAGACGGCAACUCCUCUCCCCCGACUGUCUGACCCCGACAGCCCCAACCCCGACCUUCCC